CUUGGACUGAGUUUAUCUCAUGUGUAUAUAUAUAUAUAUUAGGUAUAGUCCUUCUACCUCUACCACAGCAGUACCAUCUUGGUUCCCGUCAACCGAUUCUCCAAAGGCCACUCACCUCCAUACAACCACCAUCACCAACAGACAAUACCACCACAACACCACCACAAUACCACACCAACAAAUCCAUCAAAAUGCUAGCCCGCCGCGGUGUAAUAGCCGACGAACUCACCGAAUCCAGGUCCCACGUCCAAGAAGCAGUACUCGGAAGCAGCUCCGACCAUCGAACCACCCCACAAACGCACUCCGAACAACCACAUCCCGAACCCCCCAAAACAUGUACCGACCCAAACUGCCAUUUCUCGCCCUCUACCUCUGAAUCUGCAUCAGCAACCUCCUCUUCCACCGUUCGCCAAGAGCAAGGAAAUGACCACCACCACAACCACCCCACACACCACCACAGCCACCACCAUCACCAUGAAUGGGAUAACCUCCCAGGAAUCACCUCCGAAGCAGAGGUUUUGCGGCAGAUAAAGAUGCAGCAGCAGCAAAGGGAACAACAACAACAACAACACCACAAAUGGGAUAACCUACCGGGAAUCACUUCAGAAGCGGAGGUUCUGCGGCAAAUGCAGCAGCGGGAACAGCAACAGAAAAACGAUGGUGGUCAGGAGCAGAGCCAGGGCCUGGACCAGGGUUCCGAGGUUCAGGGAGGUAACAGCAAUAAGCCAAAACAAGCGACAUUUAAAGAAGAAGAAGAAGAAGGGCAGGCUGGGAGCAGCAUCACCGGAGGCUUUUCCACGGAGGCCGGAGGACAGGAGCAAGAUAAAGGGAAGCAGAGGGAGGGUGAUAGUCCAAAUAGGGGACGGGGGGCGGGUAGUACAGGGAAAAGUCACGAGGCGAAUGUAGGAAGCUGGAGUCGUUCAAGGGACCGAAGGGGUUCUUCCGCCGAGGACGAGGCGGGAGCUAAAAGAGCAGGAGAAGGAGCAACACAGGGUUCAUAUGACCCCAAUGAUUACGACCGAGGAGCGUACGUGGAGACUAGUAGGGUUGGGUUGGAGUAGUCCGUCAUUCACCACCUCAAUGUCGACUACCUUUCAAGCCAAGAAUUUCUUCUUUUUACUUACCCUUCCUGGC
Molecule: messenger RNA, 1134 nt
Organism: Neurospora crassa OR74A
Lineage: Eukaryota; Fungi; Ascomycota; Sordariomycetes; Sordariales; Sordariaceae
Exons: 2
Coding region: 192-1061 (289 amino acids)
Source: RefSeq, a predicted model, not a curated record